Molecule: messenger RNA, 3121 nt
Organism: Varroa destructor (honeybee mite)
Lineage: Eukaryota; Metazoa; Arthropoda; Arachnida; Mesostigmata; Varroidae
Product: annulin-like
Biological process (GO): peptide cross-linking
Molecular function (GO): protein-glutamine gamma-glutamyltransferase activity
Source: RefSeq, a predicted model, not a curated record
UUGGCGUAUACUCGCGCAAGAAUUAGCCAACAAUAAUACAAAACGACUAGUAGUUUACCCCGGCAGUUGUUUCAAUAGGAGAUCGAGCCAUUUAUAUGGCUCGCUCGUUCACCGCCAAAUACGUGAGCCCUAGAUGCUGCCAUUGUGAUCAAAUACUAUCGAAGGGGGCCACGACUAUUUAGAUACGCACAGUGAUCUCUAGCAGGCAUCUGUCUUUUGCUCAGUGAUAACAGAUUUCAUUUGUUAAAAAAAAACGCGCAUUACUGUCGCCAGAAUCCUGACGAUUCCUCGUGUUUCUGUUUCAAUAUAAGCAGCUGUAUUUGUAUUCACAUCUGUGCAACGAUCAUAAACUUGCAGUCGUUCUGACUUAAGCCCAUUCCUGUUAUGCCUAUAUUGUGUUAAUUGGAAAACUUAAUGGACACGCAUACAUCGUGCGUAAUGUAUAUCUGGUGUUUAGUGUCUCGUUGAAGCUUGUAACGAACUGGCUCAUUGUUGAUGUGCAAAGGUUGUUCCGUUAGAUAAAACCUGUUUAACAUAAAACUACUGGAGGAUCUAUUACCAGUAGAAUGAAUCAUGCAUUGUUGUUCCGCUCUAGCUAGUGCUAUUAGGUCACUGACAAACAUACCCGCACGUCAUAUCGUUCAUCAGCCGGCAGUUUCAGAGAGCGACAUCCUUGAGAUCCAGUCCAUUGAUGCUCGGAUCGACUUCAAUUGUCGAACCCAUCAUACAGAUAGAUUUUCCGGGUCACGGCACGGAAUUCUGAUCGCACGCCGAGGACAACCGGUACAAUUGGUCUUACAGCUUUCUCGCCGAUUUCAGCCAGAUUUUGACCAUGUUGAACUGGUUUUAACGUAUGCUGGAACUCGUUUCAUUUACGGAGAGGAUGGAGUCGAGCGUAUCACCGUCUCUCGACGGGUCGCAGAACAUGCAACUUUAUGGAGUGCCCGCCUCAUUGAAGUGCGACGCAAUACCAUCGUCCUUGACGUGGCCAUAUCGGUCCGUGCAGCCGUUGGCGAAUGGAGACUCAAGAUCCUCACCCAUUUGUUGAACCGGAGCAAUCUUGUUGACAAGAUUUUCCACUAUGAUAAACCAAUCUUCAUUCUCUUCAAUCCAUGGAGUCCAGAUGAUCCGGUUUAUUUGCCGGCUACAAGAGAGCGAGAUGAGUAUGUCCUGGCGGAUACUGGCCUCAUUUAUUCCGGCCGAAAGGAUCGUAUAUCGGAGCUCGCCUGGGUAUUCGGCCAGCAUGAAAAGAAAAUCUUGGAAAUUGUAUGUUUCGCAUUGCGUGAAUUAGCAAAUCUGGAUGUGCGAAAAAUGGCAGAACCGACUCACGUAUCCCGGGCCAUUUCCAGUAUAGUCAAUGGGCAUCGUGGCCAAGAUGGCAUUGUCGAGGGUAACUGGUCUGACAAGUUCCACGAUCAGCAAGAUAGUCGGUCUCCAUGGGAGUGGAGCUCAUCAGUUGAGAUACUACAACUGUUUCAUAAAAAACGCUCAAUAGUCCGAUACGGUCAGUGCUUUGUUUUUGCAGGCGUCUGUAACACCCUCUGCAGAGCUUUAGGACUGCCAAGCAGGUGUGUUACUAAUUAUCGUUCUGCCCAUGAUGUCCACGGAAACCUCGUUCUCGAUUACAUCUACAACGAAGACGAUGAACUCGUUUCAGAGAGUCGGAACGAUAGUAUUUGGUCAUUUCACGUAUGGAACGAGGUCUGGAUGCGGAGGGAUGACCUGCGAGGGUCAGUCCCCGGUGAUUUCGAUGGGUGGCAAGUUAUUGACGCCACUCCACAGGAACUUUCCAAUGGUGAAUUUAGGGUGGGUCCGGCCAGCGUGAAAGCAGUCCGGCGUGGUGAAAUCGACGUGAAGUAUGAUUGCGCCUUUGUACUUGCCGAAGUCAAUGCCGAUGUUGUUUUUUAUCGCCAGGACAAUCGAGGACGUCGUAAAGAGAUCAAACGCCUCAUCGAUGAUGUCGGCGUCAACAUGAGCACCAAAGCUGUCCUAUCUAACAACCGGGUCGAUAUCACCAAUAACUACAAACCUCCAGAAGGGAAUAGCGAGGAGCGCCUCGUCUACGAGAGGGCCUUAAGACAACUUCAGCCUCAUUUGCCGCGGUACACUCGGAGUCUGCCUAGGCCCGGUGCAGAGUCCGACGUCGUGCUGGAAAUUCAUAUGCCGGAUGAUGACGCCCUUAUCGGAAGUACCAUACAGAUUCGCGCUGUCGCAAAGAACAACAGCUUUGAGAGAAGCCAUACGCUCCGCUUACUUCUGCGAGCCAUAUCAAAAUGCUACACGGGUUGUAACGAGAGGCUUUUAAGGCAGCGAAUUUUCCAUGAAACCCUUGAACCUCGUGAUUCUCUCGAGCUGACCCUGGAGGUGACGUAUGCUGAUUACGCACUGCCUGUACGCGUUAGUGAACAACUGGCUACGAUCCUACAGGCCGUAUCUGAAGAUGGGGCAGACUUUAUGAUUACUGAGGAGUUCGGCCUGAGCCUACCACCGAUCACCGUGGCUUGCGACACUCAGCAGAAAGUUGGACGCCCCUUCGAUAUUGGACUCUCUCUACGCAACCCCCUACCUGUUGCACUUAACAACGCCCACUUUACAAUCGAAUCGCCGGGUAUCACUCAGAAAACGAUUCUUUCUGUGAAAAGGCCGCCAGCUGCCGGGGAUUAUUUUGCCGUAUCGAGCCGGCUCACUCCGAAAGGAUUCGGCCAGCGUAGCCUUAUAAUCACCUUCAACUCCGAUAAAAUACCUCAAAUAUCAACUCAGAAGAGCCUUACUGUGCUGCCAUGAACGAUCCGCUUAGACGAAAUAAAGUGUCGAAGACCAAAGUCAAUUAAUAAGAGACUGGCAAAGCAUUAUCAGACGCCUUUCCCGAAAAUAUCUACUUGUCCAAUUGACAGCAGACACUCAUUCGUAUAACCCAAUGAACGUUUACAAAUACUACAAUCGAUAAUUCUAGCUUAUAUAUGCGUUGCUAUAUAAAUAUAAAUCUAAUUUUUGGUCCACUUUUCUGAGUAAGAAUGAGGUUCCAUCUUCUAGAAGAUGACUGCAUAUAUAUAACUAUCGUAUAGUAUUUCGGCUUAGCAUAUCAUGCGUUGGUGGUUUUUUAUUUUAAUAAAAUACUCAA